UUAAAUUGAUUCUUAUUUAAUUUACUAUUCAUUUAACAUUCUAUAGUUUUAUUGUCUGUUCUAAAUAGAAAAACAAUUUAUUUCCAAUUUACUCAGUUAAUUGUUCCGUUUGUCAGAAUUUGUUUAGUUUUCUCUGGACAUUAUGUUGAGAUUCACUUUAUCCCGAUCUGUUAUUCCUGUUGGUCCAUUCAGGUUAACUGUUUCCUCUUGUGCCAAUUUAAAUGGUGCAAAUGUCAACUUGCAGCAAAAUCGUUGUGCUUCAACGACAAAACCAGGAAGUGAUAUUGUUCUUAUUGAUGGUGUUCGAACGCCAUUUGCCGUCUCAUUUACCGAUUAUAAGAACAUGAUGGCCUAUGAGCUACAAAAACACGCAGUUCUAUCUUUGAUUAGAAAAACUGGAGUCAAUAAGGAAGACAUUGAAUACAUUGUUUGUGGUACCGUUAUCGCUGAACCUAAGACAUGUAACAUUGCUCGAGAAGUUGUUUUGACCGCUGGUCUACCCAUGAAUAUACCUGCACAUACCGUUACUCAAGCUUGUAUUUCUGCUAAUCAAGCUAUAACCACAGCUAUGGGUUAUAUUAACAGUGGUAUUGCCGAUGUCGCUAUUGCUGGUGGUGUUGAAUAUUUGACUGAUGUUCCGAUCCGACAUAGUCGAGAGAUGAGACAACUCAUGUUGGCCGCUAGUAAAGUCAAGAAAACUUCACAAUACUUUUCACUUUUAUCCAAAUUUAAGCUGAAAUACUUGGCACCCGAACUUCCUGCUAUUGCCGAAUUUACCACUAAUGAAGUUAUGGGUCAUUCUGGUGAUCGUUUAGCUGCUGCAUUCCAAGUUUCAAGACAAGAACAAGAUGAAUUUGCAUUCCGAUCUCAUUCGUCAGCUGAUAAAGCUCAAAAGGCUGGUUAUCUAGAUGAUGUUGUACCAAUUAACGUGGCCAAAGGACGAGUUGAAAAAGACAAUGGUAUUAGAGUAUCAAGCGUAAAAGAUAUGGCCAAAUUGCGACCUGCGUUCGUUAAGCCUCAUGGAACUGUUACUGCUGCUAAUUCCUCGUUUUUGACCGACGGAGCUUCUGCUUGUCUAAUCAUGACCGAGGCUAAAGCUAAACAAUUAGGACUCAAGCCAAAAGCUUAUCUGAGACAAGCAGUUUACACAUCUCAAGAUCCUAAAGACCAACUUCUUCUCGGGCCUGCUUACUCUAUACCCAAAGUUUUGGAUAAAUCUGGACUUUCUCAAGAUAUUGAUGUUUUUGAGCUUCACGAAGCUUUCGCUGGUCAAGUUUUAGCCAAUCUAAAGGCCUUAGACAGUGACUUUUUCGCCAAAAACUAUUUAGGUCGAUCUGAAAAGGUCGGUGCUCUUCCAAUGGAUAAACUCAACAAUUGGGGAGGCUCUUUGUCCAUCGGUCAUCCAUUCGGUGCUACCGGCGUUCGUUUAGCAACAAUGACCGCAAAUCGAUUAAUCAAAGAAGGAGGUAAAUACGGAGUCCUUGCCGCUUGUGCAGCCGGUGGAUUGGGUCACGGAAUGCUUAUUGAACGAUAUCCAAAUUAGAGAUAAUUGUUGAUUACAUUUAAUGGAUUUAUACAAAUUUAAACGAUAAUCCAAAUUUCCUAUCGCGAGAAAAUCAUUUUAUAUUUUUACAAGUUAAUUGGAAAAAUUUAUCUCCAUUUACAAUCAUCAACACAUACACACUCAGGUUUCCUAAAUUGAAAGUGAAUUAAAAAUAAUUUGUCUAUCCUUGGAA
Messenger RNA from Panonychus citri (citrus red mite), 1736 nucleotides. It is a transcript of the gene Mtpbeta, whose product is annotated as trifunctional enzyme subunit beta, mitochondrial-like. The record is from RefSeq and is a predicted model, not a curated record. Gene Ontology annotation, biological process: fatty acid beta-oxidation. Gene Ontology annotation, molecular function: acyltransferase activity, transferring groups other than amino-acyl groups. Lineage: Eukaryota; Metazoa; Arthropoda; Arachnida; Trombidiformes; Tetranychidae.